AUGGCUGCGACACUGCAGGUCCUGGCUUGCCUGGUGGGAGUCCUUUGUCUCAGCAACCCAGCAACCCAGCAUCAUGCAGGGCAGCCCUUGGACAGCGCCAGCGUGGGAGGUAGCCUGCAGGAGCCAGAGGCCCCGGAAGUGAUGUUCGAGCUGCUCUGGGCUGGGCUGGAGCUGGAUGUCAUGGGGCAGCUGCACAUCCAGGACGAGGAGCUAGCGUCCACACACCCAGGCCGCCGACUCAGGCUCCUCCUGCAGCACCACGUGCCCAGGGACCUGAAGGGUGCUGAGCAGCAGCUGCAGCAGCUCCAAGACCUGCGGAAAGGGCCUCCUCUUAGCACUUGGGACUUUGAGCACCUGCUCCUCACAGGCUUGUCCUGCAUCUACCGGCUCCACGCGGCUAGUGAGGCUGAGGAGAGGGGUCUUUGGGCCCGGGUCUUCACACUCCUGGCACAGGAGACACUCUGGGACCUGUGCAAGGGUUUCUGCUCUCAGGACCAGCCCCCUUCGCUGGAGCCCUGGGCCUCCAUCCCUGACCCCUUCCCCUGA
Carlito syrichta (Philippine tarsier) is the source of this 546-nucleotide messenger RNA. It is a transcript of the gene FAM180B, whose product is annotated as family with sequence similarity 180 member B. Lineage: Eukaryota; Metazoa; Chordata; Mammalia; Primates; Tarsiidae. The transcript is spliced from 3 exons. The record is from RefSeq and is a predicted model, not a curated record. The coding region runs from base 1 to 546 and encodes 181 amino acids.